AUGGCACAGGCGCAGCCAUUGUUCGUGCUGCAGGUCCCUAGUCCCGUCGCGGCGAACGCACCUCAGCAGCCUGCUGGCACUUUCACCUGCACCCAGCCCGCACCUCAAGUCUACCUUCUUUCGUUCGCAUCGCCGCCCGACAACCGUCUCACGCCCGCAUUCAAUGCCACAUUCCUGCUUGCCCUCGAUGUCAUUGAGCAUAGACUGCCCAAAGGGGUGCUCAUCACCACCUCGUCCAUCACCAAGUUCUACAGCAAUGGUCUCGACUACGAAAAUGCUGUCAAAGAUCCUACGUUCUUCUCGCAGAGCCUCUUCCCACUGUGGCGGCGGCUCAUCACAUACCCGAUGCCAACGAUGGCUCUCAUCAAUGGGCACGCCUUUGCCGGUGGGUUGAUGACAGCAAUGAUGCACGAUUACAGAAUCAUGAAUCCACACAAGGGCUUCGUGUGUCUCAAUGAACUGGACUUUGGUGCUCACUUGCAGCCCGCUAUGGCGUCGGUCUUCAGAGUCAAGCUUGGUAUGACUGCUCUACGGAACAUGGUGCUCGAAAGCAAGCGCUUUUCCGCACUUGACGCCUUGAAGGAGGGGAUACUGGAUGGCGUUGGCGGACCGGAGGAGACUCUGGCUUUCAUUCACGAGAUGAAGCUUGUGGAAAAGGCUCAAAGCAAGUCAUAUGGCCUCAUCAAGGAGGAGCUGUACCGCGAAAUUGUUCGAGACCUGGAUUCAGCUGGCGAUGAUGCCAAGAAUUUUGCUGCAAGAGAGCUUGAUCGAAGCCGCAGAGACCUCGAGGCAAAACGGCGAAUUGACGACUACCAGAAUGGGCUGGGUGUGCGUUCUAAACUAUAG
Molecule: messenger RNA, 846 nt
Organism: Cyphellophora europaea CBS 101466
Lineage: Eukaryota; Fungi; Ascomycota; Eurotiomycetes; Chaetothyriales; Cyphellophoraceae
Exons: 1
Coding region: 1-846 (281 amino acids)
Biological process (GO): fatty acid beta-oxidation
Cellular component (GO): peroxisome
Molecular function (GO): delta(3)-delta(2)-enoyl-CoA isomerase activity; enoyl-CoA hydratase activity
Source: RefSeq, a predicted model, not a curated record